CCCUUUGCCCUUCCCAGCCACUAGACCCUGGCUGGUGCGAUGGAGGAAGUGAUGGAGCUGCGGACGGACGGGAAUUCCCUGCUAAAGGCGGUGUGGCUAGGCAGACUCCGGCUGGCCAGACUCCUGCUGGAAGGCGGGGCCUACAUUAACGAAAGCAACGAGAAGGGCGAGACCGCGCUCAUGGUGGCCUGCCGCACUAAACACGUGGACCAGCAGAGCACAAGCAAAGCCCGGAUGGUGAGGUACUUGCUGGAUAACAGCGCUGACCCCAACAUCCAGGACAAGUCCGGCAGAACAGCCCUGAUGCACGCCUGCCUCAAAGGAGCCGGGGAAGAGGUCGUUUCUCUGCUGCUGGAGAACGGAGCCGACCCGAGCCUAGAAGAUCACUCCGGAGCAUCUGCUCUGGUUUACGCUGUCAACGCAGAUGACAAGGAUGUGCUAAAACAUCUCCUGAAAGCCUGCAAAGCUAAGGGGAAGGAGGUGAUCAUUAUAACUAUGGACAAAUCCUCGGCGGGUACCAAAGCUACCCAACAAUACCUCCACGUCCCGCCAUCGCCAGAGCUGGAGGAGAGGCAGGGCCCGGGCGUGUGCAUGGCGCCUUCGGAGAGUGAACUCAAAGCGUCCACUUCAGGCUCUUCAGUGGCCGCGAAGGAAGAGCCCUUCUUCCGCUUCCACUCCGCGCACGCCAGCGGCGGCCAGCCGGCCAAGGCCCUUCCCGAGCCCUGGUCUCCCACCAGGAAACUCGGCAAUCCCAGAAGAGCCCGUUUGCCACAGCUGAAGAGGCUGCAGUCAGAACCCUGGGGCUUGAUUGCACCUUCUGUUCUAGCCUCCUCCGCCCAUCCAGCCGAGGCCAAGGUGUGUGCCGGGGAUGACAUCACCCUGGGCAUCAGUGACUUGUCGCUCUCCAGAAAGGUUUCCUUCCCCAGGAACGGCAGCGGUAAGAGCAAAGACCUGUCUCUCUUCCCUUUGGUGGAUGACCAGGCGCUGAAGAUCCCACCAACUUCUGUGCCAGGAUCAAGGAAACCAUCCUAUGAAAAAGUUCAGCCCCUUCCUCAACGCGUAGCCAGGAGGAACGCGGUCCCAGCUGAGCCGGAGAACCCCAGCUCCGCCGGCUCGGGCUCCACACCCUUCAAAGACACCCUGCACCGGAGACGGCUGGGCACGGCGCAUUACGAUUCGGAUUCACAGCUCUACUGCGACUCCAGCUCCGUUCUGGCUGAUUCGGGGAAGGGGCCUUUGGAGAGAAACCAGCGCAACAGUUCCCAUUCGGCUUUGUUCACCAGCUCCCGGGAAUCCCUGGACAGCGCUCCCAGCACGUCUCCUGGGACGGUUCGCCGCAGGCCACCCAAUCUGCUGGAAAGACGGGGAUCUGGGACUCUCCUGCUCGAUCACAUUUCUCAUACAAGACCAGGGCAUUUGCCUCCUUUGAAUGUAAACCCCAACCCGCCAAUUCCCGACAUCGGCUCUAACAGCAAACCGUCUUCCCCGCUCGCUGCGGGCUUCAAACCCAUAGUACCCGCUGCGCCGAGUUCACCGAGAAGGGCUGACUGGCGAGCCAAAAAGAAGCUGCUUCGGAGACACUCCAUGCAGGUUGAGCAGAUGAAACAACUCUCCAAUUUUGAGGAAAUAGUGGCCCAGUAGUUUGUAUUUCAGUGGAUUUUCCAGAAACACGUGCAAAGUCCCUGCUCUCUCGUGCUCCGCACAGUGGGGUCCCUGUGCCUGGCACCCCCUGCUCCAGGAGGGGCAGAGCAGGGUCUGAUUCCCACAGCCUUGCACCUUGGAGGGCUGGGCACCGGGGCCAAGCCAGGAGCAUUUAACACUCCCGUUGCCCAGCUGUGGAGACAACACCAGGUACAACUGGGGAAUCAGCACCAAGGGUUUCUCUGCUACUGCCCCCAGCUCUGGGCUUUGUUCCCAGGAUGAAUCUGGCGAAGUGUUGAUUGUAGAGGAAGGUAGUGUGAGACACACGAGACUUCUCCCCAAGGAACAUGAGCACCAUUCCUUCAAUCUCCAGUUCUUAGUCCUUAAUCUCGUGUCUUUCCUACCCACGCGGAGACAGUCCUGGGAUCGCCAGUGCCUGUGGGGCUGGUGGACGUCUCAAGUGCCUACAGAACCAGAGCGGAGCUCACUGCUGCCAGGAGGAGGAAGAGCCGAGUCCCCCCGACACCGGCCCUGAGCCGGAGAAGGGACACAAUUCUCUCUGCUUCCCAGAAAUUCCAGCACUUGAACAGGCCAGAUAACGGAGCAGAUCCGGUGCAACCAACGGGACUGCCUCGGGGAGGAGUUUGGCGCGGCACCGUCAGGCUGCCAGGCCAUUCCAUUGCUCGGUGGGACGCUCUGCUGUGGGCGCUGCGCUGCCGGGGGGUGGGGGCAGCGUUCCCCAUCUCUAGCUCGUGGGAAGGGCGGGGGCCCAGGCCAGUGCUUAGCAGAGCAGGGCCCAUGUAUGGGGCCGAGGGCGCGUGGUGAAUUCAGCCGCAUGCUCCGCUCGGGGGAGGCGACUGGCUCUGUUCACAUCCGUGAGGCUCAGAGGAUUCCUACCCUGGGGCCAUCUGACCCGCCCCCCCCCCCCCCACCAGCACACAGCCCCCCGCCGCUCUUCACACGAGAGGCUGUGGGGAGCCCCUCGCUGGGGUCCGCGGCCAGCUGCAGGGAGGCGAGUGAGGGGCUGCAGGGUCAGCUCCCGCCUGCCGCAUCCGUGGUGACAUAGGCAGCAAUGUCACCCUCGGCUUCACUGCGGCUGCACCUGGGGCACAAAGGGGCCUCGAGCCAGUUCAACCCAGAACAGGGGGCUCCUCUGGUGACAGCACAGCAGCUCCUGAUCUCCCCCAGCUGAGCCCCAGCUGCCACAACAGUCCCGUGGGGCCACUGGCAGGAGCACAAACUGGAGCAGCCUCCAGGCUGCUCUAACUCAUGCAGCGGGACCAGCCUGUUCAAGGCCAGGCCAGGCCUGGGGGAGUGUAAAGAUGCCUUGAAGCCAACGCCCCCACCCCUCUGAGCUGCACUGUGAAUUCUUCACCUGCAGCCAAGGAUCAGGGUGUUUUACCGACCUAGCUACUCCCAUCCCCUCCCAGAGUGGGGGCUGGAGCUGGUGUCACACUGGUUUGGCAGUUACCUUCCCUGCCCCAGAAGCCAAGUCUGGGAUCUUCCUAGGGGCAGCCCUUGCCCCCCAGCCCAAAAGCUGUGCUAGGAGGGGAGCAGGGACAGACCUGAGCUAGUGCAGAGCGGGGCUGGAGCUGCAGGGGGAGGGGCAGCCAGGGACAGCCCUACGAAAGGAGUGCCCCAGAGAGCUGUCCACGCGGCCUAGUCCUAGCCUUGACCUUGACCGUGGGUACAGAGCUGUGUAUGUGGUAGAGUCCAUGCCCCCGGCUGGGCCCCCAUUCUGCUGCCAGCUCUGCACGGGCAUCCCGUUACAGGAUCGGGGCCGAAAUACAUACUAGACGGCAGCUGCCACGUCAGGACAGCAAGGCCGGGGACAGGUAACCCCAUCUCAGCGCUCUGCAUUCCCCAGCUCCCGGAAGUGUUUCUCCCCAUCUGCUACUGGGGAGGAUAUGGGUGGCGAGUGGAUUGGUUUGGCCUGUAGGUGCCGAAGCUGUUACUAACCUCAGCUAAACCCCACCCAACCAGCCCCUCCGCGGGAGAGGAAACCCAGCCCGAAAUCUCAUUCUAACCCUGGGCUCAAUGGUUUGGAUUGUUCAUCUCCCGUAAACACGUGUCACGAGUGCAGAAUGGCCACAGGCUUAGAUACAGGAACUCCUCACUUCAAGUCCUCCCGGUUAACGUUGUGUCGUUGUUACGUUGCUGAUCAGUUCGGGAACAUGCUCGUUUAAAGUUGCGCAAUGCUCCCUUCUAACAUCGUUUG
This is a messenger RNA of Chrysemys picta bellii (western painted turtle), 3859 nucleotides long. It is a transcript of the gene ANKRD34C, whose product is annotated as ankyrin repeat domain 34C. The record is from RefSeq and is a predicted model, not a curated record. Lineage: Eukaryota; Metazoa; Chordata; Testudines; Emydidae. Gene Ontology annotation, molecular function: protein binding.